AUGGUUUCACUCCUUUUGGACAAUCUGAGUAGAAUCGAUAUUUAUCUUCAACCCCAGAUAGAUGAUUUCAAUCAGUUGUGGUGUGAAGCAUUGAUGUGGACUAUCAACGAUUUUCCUACCUAUGGUAUGCUGUCUGGAUGGAUGACACAAGGGAAGUUAGCAUGUCCUUACUGCAUAGAGUGUUCUAAGGCGUUUACGUUGGAAAAUGGUAGGAAAAAUUCAUGGUUUGAUUGUCACAGACAGUUUUUGCCUAUGACAGAUCCUUUUAGGCGGAACAAGGAUGCAUUUUUCAAGAAUCGAAUGGAGAAAUCACAACCUCCCCCACAUUUUUCUGGAAAAGAAGUUUUGGCACGAGUUUGGAACUUUCCAAAGAUUACUGAGACAGGGCCAUUAUCAUUGCCGGGAUAUGGCCAAGAUCAUAGCUGGACAAAAAAGAGCAUCUUCUGGGAUCUGACUUAUUGGCACAACAAUAUUAUACGGAAUAACCUAGAUGUCAUGCAUAUUGAGAAGAACAUGUUUGACAAUGCUUUCAAUACAUGUAUAGAUGUUAAGGGAAAAACAAAGGAUAAUGCAAAGGCCCGACUAGAUCUUUCACAUUAUUGUAAAUGCAGAGCUUUAGAGUUGGUGGAGUAUGACAACGGUAAAUCCUUCCAACCGAAAGCACAAUUUUGCCUCAACAUGGAGCAAAGAAGAGCUAUUUGUUCUUGGGUUUUCAGUUUGAAGUUGUCAGACAGUUAUGUAUCAAACCUAGGCAGGUGCGUAGAUAUGAGAGAAGGAAAGUUGUUUGGGAUGGAAAGUCACGACUGUCAUGUUUUCAUGCAACGGCUACUUUCGAUUGCAUUUCGGGUAUUGCCCGAGUCCAUUUGGGCUACACUUACUGAGUUGAGUCACUUUUUUAGAGAGAUAUGUUUGACUACAUUGCGAGUGAGUCAAUUGAGCAUUAUGGAGGACAACAUUCCUGUGAUCCUUUGCAAGUUGGAGCGUAUAUUUCCCCCAUCAUUCUUUGACUCGAUGGAACAUCUACUGAUACAUCUACCAUUUGAAGCAAGGAUAGGUAAACCAGUACCAUACAGAUGGAUGUAUCCUUUUGAAAUGUUCCUCCACUUCCUAAAGAAAAAAGUUAAAAAUAAAGCUCGUGUAGAAGGAUCUAUUUGUGAAGCAUAUAUAGUCGAAGAGACGUCGACAUUUGCUUCGUAUUAUUUUGAACCACAUGUGAGCUCUCGACGAACCAGAGUACCUAGAAAUGAUGAUUGGGGUACAUCCAACCAGGAAGUCCCUAUAAUUUCAAUAUUCAAUCAACCUGGUCAUCUUGUUGGUGUUGCCGGUAAGCGAUACCUCAUCGACAAAAAAUACAAUGUUGCAAUAUUGUACUUGUUUUUGAAUUGCGAUAUUGUCCAACCAUUUAUGGACUUGUAUACAGAUUUUGUUCGAGCAUCAGUACCUACGUUGAAUGACGAUGCAGUCGAUUAUCAGAUUGAGAUAGGUUUUGCAUCAUGGUUCAGACAAUACGUCCAUGAUCCGCAAAAUAGUAUAACUAAUGAAACAGUACGAAAUAUAGCAUAUGGACCGUUGAGAAGGGUUGAGAUGUGGCAUACAUAUUAUGUCAAUGGAUACAAAUUCGACAUCGAUGCGUGUAGCGAAGCCAAGUCAACAAUCAACAGUGGUGUAUGCAUGCGGGGAACCGAUUAUGGACAAUCAGAAAAUGACUACUAUGGAAGACUUAAAGAGAUUGUGCAAUUUGAAUUCCCAGGACAACCAAUAAAGAAAAUUGUUCUCUUUAAUUAUGAGUGGUUCGACCCAACUCCUAAUCGAGGUACGCGAAUCAAUAAACAUUAUGGGCUUGUUGAGGUUAAACGUAGAGGAAGGUACAAAAAGUUUGAUCCAUUUAUAAUAGCACAACAAGCAGAGCAAGUCUACUUUACUCCUUAUCCAGAAGGGAUACGUGAUCGAGCAGAUUGGUGGGCUAUGAUUAAAACAAAAGCCAGAAGCACAAUUACUACACCAUCAACACAGGUAGAUGAUGCCUUCCAAGAUAAUGAAGUUCCAAUUGAGCCAAUUGCAGUAGACACUGACCAACUAAAUUCUCUAGUCGAUAAUGCUGUUGAACCUGAAGAAGUACAAGUAGAAAACUCUACAAGGCAACUCUUGGUUGAGGAAGACACUGAUGAUUGA
Tripterygium wilfordii is the source of this 2172-nucleotide messenger RNA. RefSeq lists its product as uncharacterized. Lineage: Eukaryota; Viridiplantae; Streptophyta; Magnoliopsida; Celastrales; Celastraceae. Bases 1 to 2172 code for a protein of 723 amino acids. The transcript is spliced from 6 exons. The record is from RefSeq and is a predicted model, not a curated record.